AUGUCUGCAGACAUUUUUUUCAAUGUCAUCACUAGGGAGGGGGAGUGCUACUGGCAUCCAGGGGGUGGAGGCCAGAGAUGCUGCCAAACGCUGUACAAUGCACAAGACAGACCCCCAAAGAAUGCACUAGUGCCCAGUUUGAGAAACUCUUACCUGAGUCUCACCUCAAAUGAAGCUACCAAAGGUACUCGGCUGUGGCCCCAGAGCCCACACCAGGCUCCUUAUUCUCCUUACUCGAGCCCUGCCCGACAUCCACCCGCCUUCGGGGCCGCGCCGGGGGAAAGGAAGCCCCAGAGACGGGGAGGAGCGAGGAGCAGACGCAAACGCUGGAGCCGCUGCAGCCGCCGCCGCCGCCGCCUCUACCGCAGCUUCGGCCCGGUGCGUCCCCUUCUUCCUCACUCCCCGCCGCCGCCCUCCUGGGGCAGGCCCACACAGCACCCUCAGCCGAGCGCGCACAUACAUCCCCACCCUCCUCGCCAGGCCCACUACCCCACGAGGGGAGCUCCGCCGCGCGCGCUGCGGCCGCGGACGAGAGGAAGCAGGGCCGGGGAGCCGGCGGGCCCGGCGAAGGCGACCCCCUCGGGCUGCUCGGGCCGCGGCGGCAGAGGCCGCAGCUCACGACUCUCGGCUCCCCAGGCCCGCCCGCCGCGGCACAGGAAAUGCCGCCGCCGCGGCUCUCCUCACAUUCAAUUCAAACUGUCACUGCCGCCGCCUCCCCUCCCCCCGGGCCUGCCGCCGCCGCCGCGCCCGGGGCCCGCCGUCGCCCCCGCUCCACCUCCUUUCGCCACAGCCCCCCGCCUCGCCUCAGGGCGUUCCCCUCGCCCCGUCAGGGGGCCGCGGAGCCCCCCAGCGUCCCGAGCCGCCGACCCGAGUCGCGACGGCCCAAAGCUGAGACUCACCCAUGGUGCUGCUGUUGACGCUCCUCUCCUCAGCAGCAGCGGAUCUCGCACUGACCGACAUCCCCUCCCCCCUCCGCGACCAGCCCGGGCGCAGCGCAGCCCGCGGAUUCUCCAAAGCCGCCUACGCCGAUUCCGCGGCGUAGCCGCCCGGCGUCGCUGCUCCGGUUACGCAGGCGACAGCAGGCGGACUCCUCCACUGGCUCUCGACCGACUCCUGCUCCCUCCUCCGCCCCUCCGCCCCCUCAGACCAGGCUUCCGGGCCGAGAGGAGACUGGCUUCGAUCUCGCGAGAUUACUUCUUCGCUGCCCCGCCGACUUGCUCGUUUUUCGAGCAUGACUUCAUUGGCUUCAGCGGUGCUUUGCUGGUGGGGUUUAGCCGCCAUGUUAAAAUUGGCGGGAUUUGGCACCUCCGGAGUCAUGGACAGUCAGGCGUGUUUCUUCAACACUGCCCCUAAGGUUAACGCCUUCGUUUGUGAGUGAGAAGCCUGGGGACGCUGAGAGGGAGUGGCCGGUGGGGUGCGAGGGUGUGGUUUUGCCCGAAUCAAAGAUGGCCGCCGUGGGUGCAGCCCAGUGCAAUUUCACGUCAGGAUUUGGAGCCGGGGGAGCCUCGGGGUUGGCUUCAGCGCCUCCUUACGGAAUUGGCGUAAGGCAAAAAGGGGCGCCGCUGGAAGAGGCCAGACUGGGAGGCUACGCUCUGGGCAGAGGCCGCGUCCACGCCUCGGCUCCUAACUACUGACCUGGCGGCAUUUCUCUUGUGAGUGUAUAGUGGGGUUUUCCAGAGACUACAUGAAGUGUGAUAAUCGCAACAGAAUGAAUGCAAACACACAAAUAAUUCAUUGUCUAAUAUUAAGCCAGACAUUAAAGGGAUUUGCAAAAAUGUAAAAAAAUGGCAUGGCACUCUUCAAACUAUUUUGUUGUUGCUUUGCAAGAUAUGGUAAUUUUUCAUAAAUGUGUGUUAUUUAUGUUAACUUUUAGUGGAUUUAUUGUUUUUUAAUGAAUAAAUCAUAUUUUUAAGCUUU
Hippopotamus amphibius kiboko is the source of this 1917-nucleotide messenger RNA. RefSeq lists its product as uncharacterized. Lineage: Eukaryota; Metazoa; Chordata; Mammalia; Artiodactyla; Hippopotamidae. The record is from RefSeq and is a predicted model, not a curated record. The transcript is spliced from 3 exons. The coding region runs from base 1 to 1353 and encodes 450 amino acids.